Molecule: messenger RNA, 767 nt
Organism: Achroia grisella
Lineage: Eukaryota; Metazoa; Arthropoda; Insecta; Lepidoptera; Pyralidae
Exons: 1
Coding region: 118-717 (199 amino acids)
Source: RefSeq, a predicted model, not a curated record
CAUAAAUUGUCAGCCGAAAUGUAAGACAACAUUAUAGAUUCUCUUUAUAAGAAAUUUAUUUUAAAAAUGCCAUAGCAAGAUAUCCCUAUCACCAUCAGCCAUAUCAAGACCAAGAAAAUGGACGCAUGCUGUAUUAUCCUGACUUGCUUGCUACUAAUACAGAUGGCAGUGAUUUUAAUCAUGCUAAAUCCCGUGUACGAUGUGAAGAAAAUCUCUCAGUAUCUUACAACAGUAACAAAAACACACAAGACGUUCUAUUUCUGCUCAAUUACGUGCUAUUUCCUUUCCGUUGUGUAUCUGGGUAUGUGUGUCCCUCUGCAAAGCAUUCACUCGUUAAUUUUCUCCAAUAUCCUAAAUGAGUACGAUAAAUUGAUUCUCCUGAGUAGAGUUGAGAAGAACUACAUCAUCGCUGGAUUCUCCUUGUUCCUGGUCGUGGUAAUGUACGGGAUUAGAGCACUAUUAUUAUACACAGCAAGCCUUGUGGAUUUAGCCGAUAAUAAUGAUUCGUUACUCCGUUCAGAGUCAAAAGUUCAGAAGAAAUCGCACCCGAACAUUUUGCCGAGUCUCCUAAGAGUGAAAAGGUCAAUUUCGUAUGAAACGAUUCUUUUUACAAAUGAAAUUCGAGAGCAAUUAAAAGCUGUUAUACGUAAUAUCGAAUUCCCUCACAAUAGGUGCGCUCUGUCAAGUAUUUUGGAAACAAUGCAUGUGAAUAUCUAAUGUAAGAUUUUUUUUAUACCGAAAUGUUUAUACUGUCACUCCGUCGCAGU